AUGUCGAUAAAUUUUUUCAAAGGGUAUGCUUCUAAUGAACUCUUUCCAACUAAGGAAAUGGAGGAGAGUUAUAAAAAAGUCAUCCAUGUGGAUUUAAAACCUUUUGAUGAUGAUAAGAAUAAUCAGAAUCCUUUGAAUUAUGGUACUGAUCCUGGUAAUUUAACCACACGUAAGGAAAUCAGUAAAUUCAUGAAUCAAUAUUUCGAUAGACCUGCUUCAGAUCCUGACUGUUUCAAUUUAACAAAUGGUGCGUCCUUCGGUAUGGGGAUGAUCUUGAAUAAAUGUACCAAGAAAGAAUAUACUGAAAGAGUGUUCAUUGUCUCACCAUGUUACUAUUUAGCCAACUUUUGUUUCUUAGAUUAUGGCUAUAAAGAUCAAAUCAAAUCCAUCAAUGAAACUCCAGGUGGUGAAUACGAAAUCGAUUUGAAAGCCUUAGAAAACGAAUUGAAAGUUGUAGGUGAAUUUGGUGAAGAGUUUUAUCAUGAUCCAUUGAGAGGUAAGGAAAGAAUCUACAAGAGUAUCAUUUAUAUUGUACCAAGUUAUUCUAAUCCCGGAGGUUUGACUUAUAGUAUGAAAACCAGAACCAAAUUAAUCGAAUUGGCUAGGAAGUAUAACAUGUUGAUAAUCUGUGACGAUGUCUAUGAUUUACUUACAUAUGACAAUGUUGUAUUACCUAGAUUGGUUUAUAUGGAUAGAGACACAACCAACGAUGAAUAUGGAAACGUUGUGUCAAAUUCUUCCACAUCUAAGAUACUUGCACCAGGAUUGAGAUUUGGAUGGCAUGAAACUGCUACACCAAAGUUAGCUACUCAGUUAAGUCAAGAAGGUUGUGUAAAGUCAGGUGGUACACCAAGUCAAUUAAAUUCUUGUGUAGUGGAAAAUCUUAUGGCCACAGGAGAAUUAAGUAAGAUUGUUGAUAACUAUAAAUCUCAUUAUAAUGAAAGAGCUAAAGUAAUGAUAGAUUGUAUUCUUAAAUAUUUACCUGAAGAUACCAAAUACUACGGAGGAGGCGGUGGUUACUUUGUUUGGACUCAAUUCAACGAUAAGUACGAUAUACCGAAGAUGAUCGAUGAUUUAGGUGAGAAAGGAGUGAUCUUAGCUGGAGGUAAUAAUUUCGAAGUUUAUAAUAAUACCCAAGGGUGGAACAAUUGUAUUAGAUUAUGUUUGAGUUUUUUAACUAGUGAGCAGAUCGUAGAAGGAUUCAAGAUCUGGUCAGAGCUUUUUGAGGAUCACAAAUACAUCAAGGUCACAUGA
Molecule: messenger RNA, 1254 nt
Organism: Yamadazyma jaroonii
Lineage: Eukaryota; Fungi; Ascomycota; Pichiomycetes; Serinales; Debaryomycetaceae
Source: the annotation of a GenBank genome assembly